Rodentolepis nana is the source of this 852-nucleotide messenger RNA. NCBI's taxonomy places the organism in Eukaryota, Metazoa, Platyhelminthes, Cestoda, Cyclophyllidea, Hymenolepididae. The record is from the annotation of a GenBank genome assembly.
AUGUUCAAAUUAAUUAUAAUUCUGGUUUACUUCUACCCUGUCUAUUCUCGGGUACCAACAAAACUUGAGGAAGUAAUGAUCGUAGGGUCGCAUAAUUCGAUUCGUCGUACCGUAGAUCCUGCAGCGUCAAAUAUGCUGGCGAUGGAAUACAGUCCUGAUCUGGGAUCAUUGGCUGAUUCAUGGGCUCAAAAUUGCAAAGAUGAUGACCAUACGACGGACCAGAAUACCAGUCGAAAUAUCUAUCUAAGUUCCGGUCUACCUACAGAGUAUUUUCCGUAUGCUAUCGGCCAGUGGUUCUUGGAAAAGAAGUUUUACGAUUUCGAAGAUAACUCCUGUGACCACGGUGAAGUUUGCGAACACUACAUGAGAGUUACGUCAGAUAUGAUUGCAAUGAAAUACGAUUCUAGGAUGGAAUAUUUGGCCAACACUUGGGUUAAAAAAUGUCAAUUCGUGCAUCCCACGAUCGACGAUGAAUUAUACCAGAACACUAGUCAAAAUCUUGCUAUAAGCUACGGUAACCCAAUUAUUGAUUUCCCGCAGUAUAUCGACCGUUGUCAUGAGGAGAGGAAGUAUUACGACUACAACAAGAACUCAUGCGCCUCCGGCAAAACAGUGCCGCAAUAUGAAGACUUGGGAGGCGACGCAAAGAUCCAAGUUUUCUCCUUUCUUCUCGAUAGUGAAAGACAUCUCAAAAUUUUGACUGAAGUCAACCUGACUGUUGAAGGCAGUCGUGAUCGUCUAAGAGUGUUGGAAGAAAAAGACACCUUCGCUCCAUGGAAUAGACGCAGAUUUGGAAUGUGUGCAUUUUGCUAUCUCAGCACAUUUGAAUCAAGGACUCAAGUUCUCAUUUGA